AGCUGUGAAAACAUAUAUAAUAGUCUAUUUGCUUUAAAAAAUGUUGUGUCUUUUUAUCUAUUAGAGAGCAGAAAGACAAACUCGAAUUAUGGAUUCAGCUCAAUAUGCAGAAUUCUGUGAAAGUCGACAGCUAAGUUUCUCCAAAAAAGCUUCCAAAUUUCGAGACUGGUUGGACUGCAGCAGUAUGGAGAUAAAACCCAAUGUUGUCGCAAUGGAAAUCUUAGCAUAUUUGGCAUAUGAAACUGUGGCACAGUUAGUGGAUCUGGCUUUGCUUGUGAGGCAAGACAUGGUAACUAAGGCAGGGGACCCCUUCAGCCAUGCCAUUUCUGCAACCUUCAUUCAGUAUCACAACUCUGCUGAGAGCACUGCAGUCUGUGGUGUUGAGGCUCACAGCGAUGCCAUCCAGCCCUGCCACAUCAGAGAGGCCAUUCGACGCUACAGCCACAAGAUUGGCCCGCUUUCCCCAUUCACAAAUGCCUACCGCAGGAAUGGGAUGGCUUUUCUAGCCUGCUGAUGUGACAACUGUGAUGUGCCCGCAACAACAGGAAAGGCAGUGUUAUAUUAAGGUGAUUUCUUGUGAACAAAAUAAAAUACAAAUUUACCUUUCUUUUAUCUGAGGGAGUAGGCUGGUUUGUUGUGACUACCAACUUGCUGACUCCUGCUCUUUUCCAGCCCCACAACCAUCAGUCUUGUUUACUAGAUGGGCUGUUCAGCUAAUUAAUGGCAGGAUGUUUAGGAUAGUGUGUAGGUGGACAAGAAUGCAGAUCACACAGUUUUGAAAUUUUAAUUUGAGUAGAUUUACUGCCCUCAGUUCACAUAAGCAGUGGUUGCCCCCGUCCAGUCUUUUGUCAGUGUUUUAUUUGAUACAUUUUAUAAUCCAGGUUUGGAACAAGGAAACAAAAUUAAAAGGACAGUGAGUUUUUGCCUUCCCUUAUACCAUCAACUUGACUUUCCAACAUUUGUUGACUACAUGUAUUUAAUUGACAGCUAUCCACUUUAUAAACUUACAGUAAUCAAAGAUUUAACAGACCCGCUAAAUCACCUGUUCCCACCUCCUUUCCUCUUCACUCCACUUACGGUAUGUGUCAUUUUCGCUGCCUUCUUCCCAACUUCCUGCCAUCUGCCUUUCAUGUGUGUUUUUCCUCACACAGAACCUCUUCCUCCAUCUUCAUUUCCCUCCUUUUCCUGUUCCUCCAAUCCCCAGACCCACCACUCCUGCACAUGCCAUACACAUUUAGAAGCCAAGGAUUCAGAAUUAAUAGAAGGAGAGCAGAGCGAUUUCUUGCUUCCUCCCUUCAAAGCACUACCACACCUAGACUGGAAAUGUGGGCUGGGUAAUUUCUUGCUGUUAGCAGCCAAGCUACCCUUCUGGCAUCUAUACUUUCUCCAGUAAAUGAGGAACCGUAACUCCUCGGAACAAACCAAAAUAUAGCAGAUGUAAGUGUACAGUUCCUGAUUAAACUUCAGUUGCAAGAAAAGAAAGUUAUUUCUUUAAUUCUGUGGGAGUUUUGUAUAAUUUUACUUUUAUCAUGGAUUUUAUACACACUUGAAACACUCUCUCUAAAGAAUAAAAACAGAAAUGAGAAA
Molecule: messenger RNA, 1587 nt
Organism: Piliocolobus tephrosceles (Ugandan red Colobus)
Lineage: Eukaryota; Metazoa; Chordata; Mammalia; Primates; Cercopithecidae
Product: transcription initiation protein SPT3 homolog
Exons: 5
Coding region: 89-514 (141 amino acids)
Biological process (GO): transcription by RNA polymerase II
Molecular function (GO): transcription coactivator activity
Source: RefSeq, a predicted model, not a curated record